GUCCUCGACCGCCACUCAUUUGCACCUACCCACGCGUAUUUCCAGUACUCCAUCUCGGGAGUGCAGCUGUAUAUUAUCUCGACCGGAAAUGGCGCUCUGGACGCGUCUCUUCGGCUCGACCAAGGAAGAAGACUACGAAACUAUCCUCUCUAAUCUAGCGAAUGACAUCCAGAAGCGCCAGGUCAAGCUCUCCGAGAUCCGCCUGCGCGAGCGGCGAACAACACUGCUGGUGACAAUGUGGACGCUCGCGGGCUGGGCAGCCUACGUGAGCGCGUGGUACAUGGCGCUUCUGCCCAGCUUCAGCGGGAGGGGGCCAAACAGCAAGUGGGAACGCGGGCUCGAGUCCGUGCCAGUGCUCCUGGGGCCGCUGCUCAUCCUCCUCAUCCGGCGCAUAAUGAUCUGGAGAUACGAGACCAAGGAGGCGAAGGAGGAGAAGCAGCUGCAGGCGCUUUUGAAGCAGCAGCGCGCGAAAAUCGAGGAGGUCAAGAAGAAGACGAACUACUACUCCACGCGCGACCUCAUCCAGAAGUACGACGAGAGCAACCAGACGCCGCAGGGCACCCCAGCGCGCGCCGCGCCACCCUCCCUGCCUCAAACUCCCCAGCGCCGUCCCGGACCGCUAGGCCCGAGCCCAGGCAUGACGCCGGUCGGCGCUCCCCCGUCCCCUGCGCUGCGCUCGCAGCUCGCCAUGCCCCCACCCAUGCCCACCGGCCCACCCAGGAAGAUGUGGUAUGACAAGCUCGCGGACGCGAUCCUCGGCGAAGACGGCGACCCCACCGGCGCCGCGUCGCGCUACGCCCUCAUCUGCGAGAAGUGCUUCGCGCACAACGGCCUUGUGAAGGAGAGCAUGUUUGACGAAGCUCAAUACCUCUGCCCGAGGUGUGGUCACUUCAACGCAUCGCGGCGCGCCAAGAAGGAGGGUCGCGCGAACGGCACGCCCGUAGGCAAGGUCCUGUACCCCACGCCCAGACCAGUUGUCUCCGAUGGCAAUCUCCGCCAACGCAGCUCGGAGCAGAGCGAGCUCAGACAUCGCGGCCGCGCGUCUCUGGACAGCGCACCAAACGGGCGGUCGCCGUUGUCGGGAGACUCAGGGAGUGGCGAGGAGCGCGAGGCGGAUUCGAGCAUGGAGGUGGACGAGUCCUAGCAUGCGUGGGGUGGUUGUGUUGACACUCAUGGUCCUGGAUGUCUAGCGUAUGCCACUGGUAGGUGUGAGUUCUGAUACCGAUUAUGUGCGCCCUCUCGAUCUAGCAUACGGCUCCGGACAGACUUUGUAUAGUACGGCGAUCGAUGGAGUAUAUUUGCUGUCGGAUUCUGCGAUGCGCGAUGCUCUGCGUAUGGUAAAACGGUUACCUGCGUG
Schizophyllum commune H4-8 is the source of this 1357-nucleotide messenger RNA. RefSeq lists its product as uncharacterized. The transcript is spliced from 5 exons. Lineage: Eukaryota; Fungi; Basidiomycota; Agaricomycetes; Agaricales; Schizophyllaceae. The record is from RefSeq and is a predicted model, not a curated record. Gene Ontology annotation, cellular component: endoplasmic reticulum tubular network. Gene Ontology annotation, biological process: endoplasmic reticulum tubular network organization. The coding region runs from base 89 to 1144 and encodes 351 amino acids.